AUGGCCAAAGAGCGCAUGCCUGGAGCGUACGUCGAGCCGGACUCUGACCAGUAUUCGUCGGUGACUCGUCGAUGAGGGGCCGGCGUCGCGCAGGUGUGAAGUGAGCGUGGUCUCCUGCGAUGGAGGCCCCGGACGGCGACCUGCCACAGAUUCUGUGCCUGCUCCGCGACUCCGUUCCGCUCGACCAGGAGGAUCUCGACGCCUGUUUCGACCCGGAGCGAUUCGGGCGCAAAACGAAUCCGGCCCAGGAGGAGGCGAUCGCCAGUCAGUGGCGGCGAGCCAGCCGUGCCAACCCGCGCCUCUUCAACGGCUCAAAGUUCCGGUACGCGGGCUUGCAGUGGUGCUCCGACCGACCUCAGCUGCAGCUCGGUCUCACCAGUUACCGGGAGCACGUGGGCACCAACCUGCGGGCCGGCCAGCGGCAGCUGCAGCAGGCCGGCGAGGCGGUGCACGGCGACCCGCAGGCGUUCCUGGCCGACCCGCUGGCCGUCGGGGCGGCCCUGCUCACCUCCGAUAACCGUGUGAUCCUCGUGCGGCGGGCUCUCUGGGUCGGGGAGUACCCCGGCCUGGUGGACCGGCCCGGGGGUCACGCCGAGCCGGACGAGCUGCCCCGGCCCAGCUCUGCCGAGGAGAGUCCCGCCGCCGAGGAGCGGCACCGUGCCGCGCUCAGCGAGGUGUUUGAGUCGGUGCGGCGAGAGGUGCGAGAUGAGCUCGGUGUGCCGCUAACACACAUCAGCAGACCGUACCUGGCGGGAGUGCUGCGGGACCGGGGGCUCGGCGGGAGGCCCACCCUCGAGUUCAUACUCAGGUGUUCGCUGCCUUCCACCGACCUGGAGCGUCUCUACAACGAGGGUAAACACUGCGAGGCCGACGAAUCGCUCGGCCUGGUGAUUCUCACACGGGACGAACUCUUCUCCGAGCAGCGUUCGGUGUUCCGAGUGCCCGACCUGGCAGAGCUGUUGGGCGUGGAGUACCCCUGGAGGACAGCGAAGGGAGACAGUGCCAUAGGGGAGGGCGAGGGGAGUGGGGAGGACGCGCGGGACGGGCCGCAGAGUGACGAGGCAGUGACGUCGGUGACGGCGGACAGCUGUGGACCGGCGGUAAAUUGUGAUGUGUCGGGCACGUCAGAAGUGGUGGCGAACUGUGAAUCAGCGGCAUCAUCUUCCCCAGCCCCGGCGGCGGUGACAGCUGAGGUGCCGUGCCAGGACUCUAAGGUACCGCCGGCGGAGUCUAGGGCGGAGCCGCCCCCGCCGGCCGCCAAACCUCGCCAGCAGCCGCCCAAGAAGAGGCGGAGAAACAAGAAGGAUAAGCGCUGCCCGGCGCGACAGGAGAAGGCGGUAGAAGACCCCGCCCCGGAGAAGGAGGCGGAUACAGCAACCAAGGAGAGCACAGAGCCUGUCUCAGACCUGCAGACUGCUGCUGAUCCUCAGACUACGGACGAACCUGCCGUCCAGAGCAGUGAUCCCAAGCCCACAGACUGCCAGAACGCAAAACAGAACCCCAAUGAGGAUCACCAGAAAGAGAAUGCUGAGGACGAGGCAGCGCCUGGGACCGAGCAACCAGUCGCACUCUCGGAAACGCCAGCGGCAGCUGAGGACACAAAACCAUCAGCAGCCUCUGCUGAAGCAGCACCUGACGUUGUGCCGUCCAAAGAACCAUCGUCUCUGCCGCCGUCCACCGCGGAGGACGGCUCUGGCCCUGAAGCGGGUGCGUCUGACGAGGUAGUAGUGGUCCAACAGAACGGUGUCGUGCUCAUAAAGUCCGGCGAAGAGGUCACCGAGACCACAAUGCCAAGUCGAGGCGAGCCCACGGAGACCUCACCACCGAGUCAAAUCGAGACGCACGCCGAGGUGGUGAACAACCCGGAGGGCGCCGAGCCGACAGGAGCCGGAGCAGAGAAGACGCCUGAGGAGUUGGAGCGGGAGAAGAAGGCGCAGCUGUGGAAGCAGAUGACGCCCGGGUGUAAAGCGGCACUGGCGCUGCUGAAGGCGGCCAACCUGAAGGGAUUCGUGUUCAGGUUCUGAGGCGGGAGGGAACGGAUUGGGGUGUGUGCGGGUCGGGUUUGGAUGUCGGGUGGAACACACGAGUGUUAAAUGUCUGAUGGCUGCUGUGUGUGGGCUUGGGUGUGGCGGGAUCAUGUUCACUCAGGAGUUCUGAAGAACAGUUAUCGCAGGAAUCGAUGAUAUUGCUCCAAGGGCACUACAAUUAAUCCGCUAUGACGCGUUUGCUUUUCUUGUAACUCGCCGGACGCGUGACAACGUUUAAACGGGAAAUCUAAUUAUAUCAUCAAAGGAAAGCCAGACAGUAUUACCUAAUCGCCACACUAACUGCGCCUGAGGGUUCGCUUUGAUAUUAACCCUUCCUGGGUACACUAUGACGUCACUCCAGCUGACGUGUGACGUCAGACUCGCUUUGCUCGCGGUCGGGAGGCCGCGCUACAGUACAACACACGUCUUCGUGCGGCCCGCGUGCCGAUAGCCUCGGCGUCGGGUGUGGUUGUUCAAUAAAUAAUGACGGUGUC
Amphibalanus amphitrite is the source of this 2521-nucleotide messenger RNA. RefSeq names its product fibrous sheath CABYR-binding protein-like. The transcript has 2 exons. The record is from RefSeq and is a predicted model, not a curated record. NCBI's taxonomy places the organism in Eukaryota, Metazoa, Arthropoda, Thecostraca, Balanomorpha, Balanidae. The coding region runs from base 120 to 2024 and encodes 634 amino acids. Gene Ontology annotation, molecular function: GDP-mannose hydrolase activity.